Molecule: messenger RNA, 370 nt
Organism: Bipolaris maydis ATCC 48331
Lineage: Eukaryota; Fungi; Ascomycota; Dothideomycetes; Pleosporales; Pleosporaceae
Source: RefSeq, a predicted model, not a curated record
UCACCUCUUGACUCGACUUCCGCCACGUUAAAUCCUCAGUGUACUCUUAUCACCAUCAACGACGGAAUUCCCGCGCAAUUGACAAACCUCGGCUUUCAAAUGACCAAAUUCCCGCCUAUCACUGUUGCACGGAAUACAGUCUAGGAUAUGUUUGAAAGUAUCUACAGGAAACUUUAUGUAUCUGGGGCUGAAAGGCAGGCUUUCCGCAAGGGAAAACAUGAUGCAGUAUUGCUAGCCGAUGUAACACAACAACUCUUCGUCGCAGACUUUCAUAAGACCAUGGUGCGAGUGGGCCACAAAACAUGAAGCUUACAUUUCCUCUUCAGUACGACGCAAGAUAUGUAGUGUUUUCCUGUGUCAGAGUUCCAGA